AUGCACUCCCAAGAAAAAAAAAAAAAACUUUUCUAGCAAUACACACCAAGCUGGGCAUGUGCAGAGUGACUCCACACAAUAUGUCUUGUCGGGAUAAGAGGGGGGACACUGGAAGAAGGGGAGGAUCAGAGAAGACAGGAUCAAACAGCCUUUUUUACACAUGGUGGAGGAUUAACCCCUUAGGUUCCACAGUGAGUAUAACAAGCAUGCUUUACUGCCAGGGGCAGAUCGACAACUCAUGGGGCCCCCGGGUAAUAGGGGAUCAUGGGGCCCCUGUGUCCUUGCCCCAAACUCAAAAAAGCCUA
Molecule: messenger RNA, 305 nt
Organism: Staurois parvus
Lineage: Eukaryota; Metazoa; Chordata; Amphibia; Anura; Ranidae
Source: the annotation of a GenBank genome assembly